Molecule: messenger RNA, 2361 nt
Organism: Juglans microcarpa x Juglans regia
Lineage: Eukaryota; Viridiplantae; Streptophyta; Magnoliopsida; Fagales; Juglandaceae
Exons: 10
Coding region: 753-2078 (441 amino acids)
Biological process (GO): RNA processing
Source: RefSeq, a predicted model, not a curated record
AAUCAGUAAGGGGGAAAAUAACUCGUCGGGUCUCAUUUUCCUUUUUUGGUUUUGAGUUUGGACGUCUAAGGGGAGAGCGGGCAUGUCCGGGUUCGAUUGUUUUUAUGAGUGUUUAUGUGAGAGAGGAUUUUAAGCCAAAUGCUAGACCAAGAUGACUAUUGUGGUUGAAUAAGAGUCUGACAUCAAUUGGUCUAAACAUUUAAAUUCAGGUUUAGUAACUCGGUAACGGUUUAUGGGGAUUGCAUAGGUGCUGAAGAAAUUGAGGGGUGGAAAUGGGAAUUGUUGUUCUGGGUCUUAUUCUCCUGACAAAUUAGAUUAAAUCAAAAGGAAAUUGGAAUGAAAAUUUGGAUCUAAUCAUUUUUCUGUGUUCAAUACUCGAUUAAGAAUUAUCGUUUAUUGUGGUGAUGGUUUAUGGACUUAUCGUCUGGAGAGACCUUACAGCUUUGCUGAAUUCAGUCUCUACGGUUCAGUUGCUUCAUCUUUUUUUCCUCCCUAGGUCUUGAAGGAUGCAAUUUUAUAUGAUAUGGAUUACUUUGUCAAUCUCUUGAGAUGGAUUUUCACUUAACCCUCGCAAGAUCUAAAACUUAACUAUGGAAUUGGGAACGUGGCUCUCCCAUAAGGCUCAUUUGGGAACCAUUGGUGAUUGGAUUAAUAACUGCCUAACUGGAGCUUGGCUGCUGAAACUGACUAGAGCUGACACUUUGUGAAGUUCUGUUGAGCUCGGGUCGUGUCAAGUUGGGUUCGUGUUGUAUAUGAGUCAAGCCAAAAUUAAAUGGGUGACUAAAUUAAAGACAAUUUCUCCUCACAGGGACUUUGUUGAUGCCCCUUGUGAAUAUUCUUCCUAUUGUGGAGGAUGUAAAACGCAAAACCUCUCUUAUGAGGCUCAGCUUAGUGCCAAGGAACAACAAGUCCUUGAGUUGGUGACCCAUGUCGGCAUGUUUUCUAGUAAGGAACUGGAAUCCCUUGACAUCAUGAAGCCAAUUGUUCCCUGUGAUAUCCAGUUCCAUUAUAGGAACAAGAUGGAAUUCUCCUUUGGUUCUCAAGAAUGGUUACCUAGGGAAUCAUUAUCAGAGAAACAAGAUGGUAAUGAGAGUUCUGCACUGGGACUUCAUGCUCCUGGCUUCUUUGACAAGGUUCUGAAUGUCAACAAGUGCUUACUGCAAAGUGAGCCUGCCAAUAUGGUUCUUGCAGCUAUCCAAGAUUGUUGGAGAGAUCCACAACUAGGUCUUUCUGCUUACAAUGUUCACUCUCAUGCUGGAUUUCUUAAGCAUUUAAUGCUAAGAACUGGAAGGGAUGUGAAGACCGGUCUGUCUGAACUUAUGGUCAAUUUUGUGACCUCAUCUUACAAGCCAGAGCUGCUGAGGCCCCUAGUUGAUAAAAUAUCAUCUGUUCCUGAAGUGGUAAGCAUAAUGAACAAUGUAAAUACCUCUAUUGGUAGCACUUCAGUUGGGGAGGAAGAAUACACUUUGUAUGGAAAAUCUACCAUCACAGAGAUCUUAAGGGGGGUCACGUUCCAAAUAUCAGCUAACUCUUUCUUCCAGACAAACACUCGGCAGGCAGAGGUAUUGUAUAAGCUCAUAGAAGAUUGUGCUGGUCUUAGAGGGGAUGGAUCAGAAGUUGUUCUUGACCUGUUUUGCGGGACUGGCACCAUUGGUCUGACUCUUGCCCAAAGGGUCAGACAUGUUUAUGGAUAUGAAGUAGUUGCUCAAGCCAUUGCAGAUGCUCGCUUGAAUGCCAAGCUGAAUGGAAUCCACAAUGCCACAUUUGUCCAGGGGGAUCUGAAUAAAAUUGAUGAAAGUUUUGGCAACAAUUUUCCUAAGCCCGACAUUGUCAUUUCAGAUCCAAACCGUCCAGGCAUGCACAUGAAGUUGAUUAAAUUUCUACUAAAGCUCAAGGCACCACGCAUAGUCUAUGUAUCGUGUAAUCCUGCCACGUGUGCACGUGACCUUGAUUAUCUAUGUCAUGGCGUGAUAGAGAAAAAUAUAAAAGGUGGUUACAGGCUGAAGAGCCUACAGUCGGUGGAUAUGUUCCCGCACACUCCUCACAUUGAGUGCGUUUGCCUGUUGGAACUUUGCUGAUUUCUAUUUGUAACAAUAGUUCUCAUCAACUUGUAGGCACCAAGUCGGGUUCGUGUAAUCUGAUUCUUUCCUUACAAUUUUGCUAUUGGAAAUAGAUUAUUAGCUCAGGUGGAGAAGAGGUGGAGGUGGAAAUCAGUGGGGUGGAAUUCUUUUAUGCCCCUUUUUAGUAUACUCUCUUCUUCUUUUUCAUUGGUUUUGAUUUUUAAUUAACUGGCCAAUUUUUGCUGUCUUAGAUGGCCUCUCACAUUUUAUUCAUUUAAUUAUCCAUUUAACCCAUCAAUUU